Molecule: messenger RNA, 2331 nt
Organism: Staurois parvus
Lineage: Eukaryota; Metazoa; Chordata; Amphibia; Anura; Ranidae
Source: the annotation of a GenBank genome assembly
AUGAACGCGGAGCGGGAUCUGUCACCCCUCACCCCCAACAUCGUCCGGGCCCUGACCGACAAGAUGUACGAGAAGAGGAAGGUGGCGGCUCUGGAGAUCGAGAAGUUGGUCCGGGAGUUCGUUGCUCAGAGUAACACGGCGCAGAUCAAACAUGUGAUUCAGAUCCUAUCUCAGGAGUUUGCGCUCUCUCAGCACCCACAUAGCCGGAAGGGUGGGCUCAUUGGACUGGCAGCCUGCUCCAUCGCCCUUGGAAAGGACUCUGGUCAGUAUUUGAGGGAACUUAUAGAGCCUGUUCUCACCUGCUUCAAUGAUGCAGACAGCCGGCUGCGGUAUUACGCCUGUGAGGCUCUGUACAACAUCGUUAAGGUGGCACGAGGCUCCGUGCUGCCUCACUUCAACGUCUUGUUUGAUGGACUAAGCAAGCUCGCCGCUGACCCAGACCCAAACGUGAAGAGUGGAUCUGAGCUUCUAGACCGACUGCUGAAGGAUAUUGUGACGGAAAGUAACAAGUUUGAUCUGGUCAGUUUCGUUCCUCUUCUGCGUGAGAGAAUCUACUCCAACAACCAAUAUGCCCGGCAGUUCAUCAUAUCCUGGAUUCUGGUGUUGGAGUCAGUCCCAGACAUUAAUCUGUUGGAGUAUUUGCCAGAAAUCCUGGACGGACUCUUCCAGAUUCUUGGAGAUAACAGUAAAGAGAUCCGGAAGAUGUGUGAGGUUUCCCUGGGAGAAUUCCUGAAGGAAAUAAAGAAGCUUCCAGAAAGUGUGAAGUUUGCAGAAAUGGCCAAUAUCCUCGUCAUUCACUGUCAGUCUUCAGAUGAUCUGAUCCAGCUCACCGCCAUGUCCUGGAUGAGAGAGUUCUUGCAGCUGGCGGGAAGGGUGAUGCUGCCGUAUUCGUCGGGGAUUCUGACCGCCGUGUUGCCCUGCCUGUCAUACGAUGACCGCAAGAAGAACAUUAAGGAGGUGGCGAAUGUUUGUAAUCAGAGCCUGAUGAAGCUGGUCACCCCAGAAGAUGAUGAAUCAGACGACACAAGUCUUUUACCAAGUGCCUCACCCGAGGAGGAUUCCAGCACACACCCGGAGAGCGACGGGCACGACGCGGGAGGCCCGGGUUCGAUUCCCGGCCAAUAUUACUUGCCAUUCUCUCUCUGGUCUUGUUGCAGCUCUCUGGCAAGUGCCGUCACUCUGAAUCUGGAUGGAAUUGUGCAGGUUUUGGAUCGGCACCUCCAUGAACCCACCACGGGGAUGAUGACUCGGAUCUGUGUGCUGAAAUGGCUCUAUCACCUGUACAUUAAGACUCCACGCAAGAUGUUCCGUCACACAGACAGUCUGUUUCCCAUCCUGCUGAGGACCUUGUCUGACGAAUCUGACGAGGUCAUCUUGAAGGAUCUGGAGGUCCUGGCUGAGAUUGCCUCCUCCCCAGCUGGCCAGACAGAUCCCAACAACGAUGGUGGGGAGCUCUUCUCCGGUCAAUCUACACUGUGUGUGCCACCCCCGACCCGAGGUGUUCAACCAGGCGAAGGUGCCCGUGGCCUGGAGAGCUCACCAUCCACCCCGACCAUGAAUUCUUACUUCCAUCGCUUCAUGGUCAACUUGCUGAAGAGGUUCAGUAGUGAGAGGAGACUGCUGGAGACCCGUGGGGCCUUUAUCAUCAGACAGCUUUGUCUUCUGCUGAACGCGGAGAACAUCUUCCACUCCAUGGCGGACAUUUUGCUGAGGGAGGAGGAUCUGAAGUUUGCAUCAACCAUGGUGCAGAAUCUGAACAGCAUCCUGCUGACCUCCUCUGAACUCUUCCAGCUCCGCAGUCAACUGAAAGAUCUCCAGACACCGGAGAGCUGUGACCUGUUCUGCUGUCUGUACCGCUCAUGGUGUCACAGCCCCGUGGCCACCGUGUCUCUGUGUUUCCUCACUCAGAACUACAAGCACGCAUAUCACCUCAUCCAGAAAUUUGGUGACCUGGAGGUGACGGUGGAUUUCCUGACCGAGGUGGACAAGCUGGUGCAACUGAUUGAAUGUCCAAUCUUUACAUAUCUCCGCCUGCAACUUCUGGAUGUGGAGAAUCACCCGUAUCUGAUCAGAGCACUGUACGGACUUCUGAUGCUGUUACCACAGAGCAGCGCUUUCCAGCUGCUAUCACACCGUCUACAAUGUGUCCCCAACCCUCAGCUCAUGCGAUCAGGGCACAGCAAGGCAGCUGCCCUGACAUCCCCCAAUGAUGGUUCGGUGAGGAUAGACUACAAUGAGCUUCUGCAGCACUUCGAGAAGGUGCAAAACAAACACCUGGAAGUCAGACACCAGAGAGCAGGGGACAUCGUGGAGCGACGCCUUGGACCCUGA